CAAAAGCUAAUCUCGCUCAUCUUUGCUUGCCAAUGCCUCCACCUUCCCUGUUAUUGGCUGGCCUUUUUUUGGCCUUCGUUCGAAGGAUUAGCGCAGAGCCCACUGACGAAUGCUCAAGUGAAAAGCCAAGUAAUUAUAACCUUGGCAUGCACAUUGCAGCCGUGUUCAUCAUUAUGUUCGCCUCAGGUUUGGGUGCCUUCAUCCCAGUACUAUCAAAAGCAUUUCCUGCUUUUCGAAUAUCUGGUAGAAUUAUAACUCUUGGAAAAUUUGCCGGAAGUGGCAUCAUUCUAGCCACUGGAUUUAUACAUAUGUUGCCUUCCGCCUUGGAAAAUUUAACUUCGCCAUGUCUACCUGCCAUCUGGAAUACAGGAUAUACGGCGUUCGCAACUUUGUUUGCCAUGACUGCAGCUUUGGCUAUGCAGCUGAUAGAGCACCUGGCAUCGGAGCAUGCACAAAAGCGUCAGGAGGAGAAUGCAAAACAAGAUGCCGAAGCUUUACAAAGUGUUGAGAAGAUACUGGAUCCCAGUAAAGACGCCAAUGCGACUAGAGCUAUUACUAGAUCGCAGGAAACCCUCAUUGGAAACAAGUCAUGCCAAACUCCGGUCAACGUGCAAGAUGCUGCUGCUGUCAUGGCACUGUCCCAUAUUCACUCCCAUCACACUCAUACCCAUGGCAGCGCAAACGAUCACUAUCCUCACGCACAUCAUCACCACCACCCACAUACCGAAUCUCAUGGCCAUGAUCACGGAGAUAUCUUACUCUUGGCUGCCCAACGCAAAGAUCUAUCGACAUUUAUCCUAGAGCUGGGCAUCACCUUCCAUUCUGUGAUUAUUGGUAUUGCCCUUGGUGUUAGUCCUGGAGAUGAAUUCACGGGACUUUUAAUUGCGCUUUGUUUUCAUCAAUUCUUUGAAGGCUUCGCACUUGGUGCUCGACUGGUCGAACUCACCUUCCAAACCUACCAGCACGCAUUCAUAAUGGCUUUCGUGUUUGCCAUGACCACACCUGUAGGCGUUGUCAUCGGAGUCGGCAUCAGUCAAUCUUACAAUGCGAACUCAGUGGCUGCAUUGCUUACGCAAGGUAUUUUCGACUCUAUCUCGGCAGGCAUUCUUAUCUAUAUGGCGUUUGUCAACCUGAUUGCUACGGAGAUGGUCCAUGACGAGAGCUUUAUGAAACUGGAUCAUGCUACUAAGUGGAGUUAUUUCGUUGCCAUGUGGAUAGGCGUUGCUAUUAUGAGCGUCAUUGGGAUCUGGGCAUAAACAUGCCUUCUUCUUUGUACAUAGAUUUUUUUGUUCUUCAUGUUUGUUGUACAUUGGUAAUGGAUAAGUAAUAGAAUUGGUGACUCAGGUUCUUUAUCUAUUCAAAACUUUAAAC
Umbelopsis ramanniana AG is the source of this 1371-nucleotide messenger RNA. RefSeq lists its product as uncharacterized. Lineage: Eukaryota; Fungi; Mucoromycota; Umbelopsidomycetes; Umbelopsidales; Umbelopsidaceae. The record is from RefSeq and is a predicted model, not a curated record. Bases 33 to 1256 code for a protein of 407 amino acids. Gene Ontology annotation, molecular function: zinc ion transmembrane transporter activity. The transcript is spliced from 2 exons. Gene Ontology annotation, biological process: zinc ion transmembrane transport. Gene Ontology annotation, cellular component: plasma membrane.